Messenger RNA from Aspergillus saccharolyticus JOP 1030-1, 1790 nucleotides. Its product is annotated as putative flavin containing polyamine oxidase. Bases 118 to 1707 code for a protein of 529 amino acids. NCBI's taxonomy places the organism in Eukaryota, Fungi, Ascomycota, Eurotiomycetes, Eurotiales, Aspergillaceae. The transcript is spliced from 6 exons. The record is from RefSeq and is a predicted model, not a curated record. Gene Ontology annotation, molecular function: oxidoreductase activity.
GCAUCAUGCUGAUCAGACUGUGUGACAUCUCUCUUCUUGCGCUGCGACCUAUAUAUAGUCCGCUACACCUCCUCGGUCCUCGGGGAAAGUCCCCUGCCUCAGAUCCGGUACUGUCGAAUGGUGGGCGCAGAAAUGUAUUCUAGUUCCCUCUCGUUCUUACUCGUCGCGCUUGGGGUUCAGCCAGGAUGGGGGUACGUGGCGCAAACCCCUCUGACGGGCGAAAUGUGCACGCAGACAACCGUGGCCAUCUUGGGAGGGGGGAUGGCCGGGGUGGCUGCCGCGCAAGCCCUGAAUAACGCGUCCGUCACCGACUUCAUUCUACUCGAGACUCGCGAGGCGCUUGGAGGUCGGGUAUGGCAUACGGACUUUGGAGUAGACAAAGAAGGCAACCCUUAUGUAGUGGAAUUCGGGGCCAACUGGCUACAGGGCUUGGGUUCGAUCGAUGCUAUCAAUCCUGUCUGGGCUCUAGCCCAAAAAUAUCAUCUCCACAAUACCUAUUCCAACUACAGCUCACUCCGUACCUACAACGAGACCGGAGAAUCCGACUAUCGACAUCUCCUCGAUGAAUAUGCCCGAGUCUACGAGAUUGCAGCCCGGGAGGCCGGUCGGAUCUUGAUGCAGAAUCUGCAAGACCAAACCGCCCGGACCGGAUUGGCCUUGGCUGGCUGGCGCCCUCGCAAGAAUGACAUGGCCGCCCAAGCGGUCGAGUGGUGGAACUGGGAUUGGGAGGACGCCUCCCCGCCCGAGACUAGUUCCUUUGUAUUUGGAAUGGCUGGCGAGAACCUAACCUUUAAUCAAUUCGGCAAGGCGAACCACUUUGUGACUGACCCCCGCGGGUAUAGCACUAUUAUCGAGCAGGCAGCCGCCACAGUCUUCACCGACCGUCCAGCCUCUCCGCGCCUCCGCCUCAACACCCAUGUCACCGCCAUUGACCACUCCCCCAACGGCGUCACCGUUCAUACAAGAGACGGGGACUGCAUCGAAGCCGCCUAUGCUAUCUGCACGUUUUCUCUCGGGGUGCUUCAAAAUCACGCCGUGUCGUUCCACCCGCCCCUCCCGAAAUGGAAACGAACCGCGAUCGAGAAGUUCAACAUGGGCACCUACACCAAGAUCUUCUUGCAGUUUCCGUAUACAUUCUGGCCCACCGAUACGCAGUUCUUCCUCUAUGCCUCCCCGACCACCCGCGGUUACUACCCGAUUUUCCAAGCCUUUCUGCCUGAUUCCAAUAUCCUCGUUGUCACCGUGGUCGAGGAACAGGCCUACCGCGUGGAGCGGCAAACCACCGAGCAGACGACGGCUGAGAUCUUGGAUGUGCUCCGCGAGAUGUUCCAGACCGAAAUCCCCCACCCGACGGCCGUGACGUACCCGCGCUGGUCGCAGGAGCCUUGGGCGUACGGCAGUUAUUCCAACUGGCCGGUGGGGACGACGCUGGAGAUGCAUCAGAAUCUGCGGGCGAAUGCCGGCCGGCUGUGGUUUGCGGGGGAGGCGACCAGCGCGCCGUACUUUGGAUUCCUGCAUGGGGCGUGGUUUGAGGGGCAGGAGGCGGGCGCGCAUGUGGCGGCCUUGCUGCAGGAUCGGUGCAUAUCGCUGCGGGAGGGAGAGGAGACAUGCGGGGAGCGGACGCACUACGAGCCCUUGAAUGGGACGACGCCGCUUGAGGCGUAUAGUACGGUCAAUGGGUGGCCGUUGAGUAGUACUGAUUGGUAGGAUGCGGGGAAUAGACGGUGCCGGCCGUUCCCAGGAAUUUGAUUACUGGUGCUGGGAGGGUACGGGGGGAGCAUUUGUCGAAU